Molecule: messenger RNA, 3169 nt
Organism: Cercospora beticola
Lineage: Eukaryota; Fungi; Ascomycota; Dothideomycetes; Mycosphaerellales; Mycosphaerellaceae
Gene: NCL1
Product: tRNA (cytosine-C5-)-methyltransferase
Biological process (GO): tRNA methylation
Cellular component (GO): nucleus; cytoplasm
Molecular function (GO): tRNA binding; tRNA (cytidine-N5)-methyltransferase activity
Source: RefSeq, a predicted model, not a curated record
UCAGCUACCUCUUUCUCUUCUCGCAUCACAUCUUGGUUGGACUGCAUUGAUACAGAACAUCAAUUCAGUCGCAAUCAUGUCUCGCAACAAGAGAGGCGGCGGAAGAGGCCGGGGUCGUGGCGGCGGUGGACGAGGUGGAGGUGGUUCUCGUCAGAACCAGUUCCAAGACAACCGCGUCUCUUUCGACAAGGUCGACAAAACCAACGAGAAGUUUGAGCGCUUCUACAACUCCAUUCCCAUUGUUCCAGAGGGUCCCGAACGGGAUGCGUUCUGGAGGCAUUUGCGCAAAGAGUUGCCCAACUCAUGGCGCUUCACUGGUUCCAAAGGCCACGCGCUGGGAGUUCGACACAACUUGGUCAACCGCUUCUUCCCGGUUUUGAAAGGCAUCAAACACGAAGGACGACCCGUCGAGCUGCCUCAGCCCAUCGCAUGGUAUCCCAAUGGCUUGGCAUACUCCAUGACGACCCCGAAGAACGUUGUGAGAAAGUACGAGCCUUUCAAGGAUUUCCAGAAAUUUUUGGUCAGCGAGACCGGAGUUGGCAACAUCAGUAGGCAGGAGGAGGUGAGCAUGAUACCGCCGCUACUGUUGGAUGUGCAGCCCCACCACACUGUGUUGGAUCUGUGCGCUGCCCCGGGAAGUAAGAGCGCGCAGUUGGUCGAGCUCUUGCAUGCAGGAGAGGAAGACAGAGUCGCCAAAGCGCUUGAAAGCGUCAAGAGCAGCGAUGCAGGGGGCGUAGAUAUCGGAGAGGAUCACGGCCGCUCCACAGGUAUCCUGGUCGCCAACGAUGUCAACUAUCAACGCGCGCAGAUGUUGGUGCACCAAGUGAAGCGCCUGAACUCGCCCAAUCUGAUCGUCACGAACCACGAUGCGACCAUGUACCCCUCGAUCGCAUUACCCUCGCAGACAGAUGGCGCAGGAAACAAGGCAGGAAAGUGGCUCAAAUUUGACCGCAUCCUCGCCGAUGUUCCUUGCAGUGGCGAUGGAACUUGCAGAAAGAAUCCGAACAUUUGGAAAGAUUGGACACCGCAGAAUGGCCUGGGGCUGUAUGUCACGCAAGUUAGGAUCUUGACGAGAGCAUUACAAAUGUUGAAGGUUGGAGGCAGAGUCGUCUACAGUACCUGCAGCUUGAAUCCGGUGGAGAAUGAGGCCGUUAUCGCGUCUGCUAUUGAGAGAUGCGGCGGAUCUGCCAAGAUCAAGCUCGUCGAUUCCUCUGACAGGCUGCCAGACCUCAAGCGAACUCCCGGACUCAAGGAUUGGAGUAUCAUGAACCGCAGUGGUACGAUCUAUGAAUCAUGGGCCGAAGCUGCAGGCCUGGAGCAAGAGGGCAGUAGGAUUGUCCCCGGAAUGUUUCCUCCGGAACCAGAAGAGAAUAUUCCGCUUGAGAACUGUUGGCGUGUAUACCCUCAUCAGCAGAAUACUGGAGGAUUUUUCAUUGCUGCUCUCGAGAAACUGAGUGAGAUUCGUGCUAAGCCGGAAGAUGAGAGCAAGUGUCAGAACAAGAACUGGACCUUCGUCAAGGACACUGUGCCCGAGAAGACUGCAUUCACCGAGACACUUGCAGAGAUCGAGAACGGUCAUCUUGACGAGCCGAAACGUGUGGAUGAUGUGCCUACAGUCACGGCCGCUCCUUUGCAGAACAGCUCAGCCGGCGAGACCUCAACGGUGGCGGGCGCUAAGAGGUCUGCUCCGGAAGACGAAGCACCUACAUCUCCUUCGAAGAAACAACGGACGAACGAAGCGGCGGCCGCGCCAGAUGUUGCCAUGACUGAGGCUGGUCAAGAGGCCGGCGUGAGCACGGAAGUGAAGGAUGCUGUCAAGGAAGCUCCUUUUGAGAAAACAAUACCCUCUGACGCUGUUCAACAGGCGAAGCGCAGAAACAACGACGCCAACGAGGAGGCAUUCAAAUACCUUGACGCCGAGCAUCCGGAACUGGUGGGAAUCUACAACUUCUACGAGCUGCAUUCAGCUUUCCCAAGAGACCGCUUCUUGGUCCGCAAUCCUGCUGGAGAUCCCGUGAAGGGCAUUUAUUACACAGCAAAGCUGAUCAAGGACAUACUCAUCUCCAACGAAAAUCGUGGCAUGAAAUUCGUGCAUGCUGGUGUGAAGAUGUUCAUGAAACAAGAUGCUCAAGGGCAAGACAUCUGUCGUUGGAGAAUUCAAACAGAAGGACUUCCCAUCAUCGAGGGCUGGGUGGGCGAAAGUCGUGUCGUCAGGUUGCAGAAGCGCAGCACACUCAGGAAGCUUCUGGUAGAGAUGUUCCCAAAGGUGGCGACCGACAAGAAUGAGGAUGGCACCGAGACUGGAGGCUGGAAAGACUUGGGAGAAAUCGGCGCAGCAGUCAAUGCACUUGGAGGUGGAUGUUGUGUGCUGAGGGUCGAAGCCACGCCCAAUCCUGGUCCAGACGAGUUCAGUGACAACUUGACCCUACCGUUGUGGAGGAGUAAAGCCAGCGUCAAUCUCAUGUUGCCUAAGGAAGACCGGAGAGCGAUGCUGCUACGCAUUUACAACGAGGACGUCGAGCUUAUCAACCAUUCCGACCCGAAACAGAAUGGCGGCAAAGACGCCAAGCGCGAACCGAAGCCUGAAUCCAAGGGCAGCAUUCCAGCUCAGGAUGUAGCAGAAGAGACCAAAGCACGCAUGAAGAAUGAGGACGUAGACGAAGAAAAGAUCGGAGGUGUACCUGUCGAUCAAGCUUCGGCUGUGCCGCUUACAGAUGCUGGUAUCACUGCACUAGAGCAAGACCUGGAAACUGCAAGGGACCACAUCGAGGCGAAGAGAUUGGAGGUCUUGGAAGAUGAAGAUAGGAAAAUCGCGGAAGCGAUGCCAGAGCGAGCGGACGACCUAGACGGCGACGACUACAACAAGACCGUCUGAGUCUGCUGCGGCUCGACUGAUUAUCUUUUGGACAGUCUCACGAAAUAACGACUCGGCAAGACCUGAGCAGGUGUGGGUUGAGAUAGAUACUUGGCUUGUAUAUUUUGUAUCGGCACGGCUGUGUUGCAGGUGAAGCCCAUGCCACACAUCUGACCCCUGCAAUUCUUAUGCUUGACAUGUCUCUGCGAACGAGAUUGUGCAUGACGAUUCUGUCAAUCUCCUUCUCUCAAAGCACGUUCGGCAGCAAAGGCGAGAGCGAUGACCCCACUUCCACGUGCGCGAUUGACAGAACUC